Molecule: messenger RNA, 462 nt
Organism: Copidosoma floridanum
Lineage: Eukaryota; Metazoa; Arthropoda; Insecta; Hymenoptera; Encyrtidae
Source: RefSeq, a predicted model, not a curated record
AUGUUAGUGGAUCUCAAGUCAAGAUUUUUUGAGGUGGAAAUAUACAGAGACGAUAAAUAUGAGACAGCAUUUUCAGGGCAAGAUGAGCACUACCAAUACAAAAGAAUGCCAAUGAGGUGCAAGGAUUCGCCAAACAUAUUUCUAAAGGCUAUCGCACUAGGACUCGCAGGAUUACAAGGUCAUGUAAAAGAAGUGUAUCUUAACGACAUAAUGGUCUUUGCAUCUGACCUUGAAGAACAUGAGAGUGGACCUGUACUUAUUACUCCAGAUUUAGAAAAACCCUUUAUCUUCACAAUGAACGUAUUAGAUUACGCGAUUGGAGCGAAUCUAAGUCAGGGAGAGAUCGGAAAUAAUAGACUGUGCGAGUACGUGUCUUGCUGCCUCAAAGGUAGCAAACUCUGCUACCCAACUUACGACAAGGAAUUAUUAGCGACUGCUCAAAGCGAAGCUGAGAGGAUAUGA